AUGGCCGCUGAGCCUGAGGCCAUACGUAGUAUCAAUGCUGAGGCCGAUUCCAUGACAGAGCCUGAGGAAGAGGAAUGCUCUUCUGUGGAGCUGAAAAUUUUGCAGAGAUAUACCUGGAAACUCCACGAAGCGAAUAUUGAGCCAAUGAGGCUGGUGUUAGACCUGGUCACACAUGGUUUUGUUACUUGGAUGGCAUAUCAGAGGAUCAAAGGAAUGGCAAGCUGUGAAACUCAAAGUUAUGUAAUAAUUAAUGGCCUACUACGAGUUGUGGCCCGGCAGAGAGAAAAAUUUCAUAGGUUGCUUCAAAUAUUGAACGAACAUCCUCCAUUGCUAUCUAUUGUUGCUGAUAAGAUAAAAGAUGAAUAUCAAGGAAUACUUCUGGCUGAUCAAACUCUUCAAGUUGACGAGCAUGUAUCUAAUUUGAGAGAAUUCAUUUUUGAAUUUAAAAAAGUAGUGGAAACUGCAAAUAUCAAUAUUGAUGAUCUUGGAAAAUUUAUUAUUUCAUACCACCCUAACAAGGAGUGUCAAAGCAAAGUGAAAGAUGCAAAUGACAUUGAUGAUAUAUUUUUUGUCCUACAUACUACGUUUUGCUCUUUCUUCAAUUAUUCUAUACUUGUUAAAAUAGCUGAAAACUUUAAACUCUCUGAUGGUUUUAAAGUCAUACUAACUUACGAAUUUGAGAAUAAUAAUCAUCAAAAAAAUUUGGCAAGUAUAUCUCUGGCUGAAGAGCUUCAAAAAGAGAAUGAAUGUUUUGAUUAUUCCAUGUAUCAAUGUAUGAUAAUCCUGGGGCUGCAAACAUCAUUAGCUGAGCAUCUCACAAUAUUGGAGUUUAAAGAAUUUAUCAAAAGAGCACUUUACGACUAUGGUGACUACCUUCAUCUUCUUAAAAUAGAAAUUGCUACAGAUUCAUUUGUUGAAUCAACAUUCUGUGCUCCUAAUGAAGUAAUGCAUGAUCUUAUUUCUCAAGCUGAAGACAAGACAGCAUGCCUUAAAGACAUUGGAGUUAACAAAUUGAUCAUUGGAGACACUGUCAUCAUAGACAAUAUUGAAGAUGCAGGAAAGAAUGCAAGACAUUGGGAGGCUUAUUUAGAGGAGUAUACUGAUGCUGCAGCGAAUAGUAAGACUUUCUUUCAAAAUCCAAGUGAAGCUACAAUUAAAAUGUUUUGUGACUACUUGUCAAAAUCAAAAACUAAUCCUGAUACUCAUGUACUUGUGAAAACUGUCAUUCUUGUUUUGACCUAUGGUGAUGGUUUUAUUUCACUCAUUCCUGAGAAAUGUCUUAAUACUGCCAAUGUCUCUGGCCUUUUUUCUGCACUGAAGUGCUUUCUUCCUCACUUAGAUGCUUCAUUAAAGAAAGAAGUAAUUAGUUUUCUCAUCAAUAAAUGUGAGCCUUUCAGAAAUGUCAUAGUUGAGGGCAAAUUUGUAACAGAGUCUCACACAUGUUCACAAUGGUUGUACGAGGAAGGCGUGUUAUCUCUAAAUAUCUACCAAUUACUGCAUGAUAUGCAUUACAUGAAUAAUCUAACCCUGUCUCUGCUUAAUGCACUUGUCCUGGAUGAUAAGCCUGAAAUCAUCACAUUUCUUAUGUCAAAAUGCAAUGUCUCUCCUUCUAAACUUCAGAAAAUGGCUACUUUCGCCUGUAAGGAAAAGAACCUAAUUAUAGCAUCAUUGUUCCUUGAACAGAUGAAAUCUUUCACAGUCGAUGUCGUCAAAGGUUUUUCAAAAUACUUUGAUGUGGAAACAUUUAAAGAAUUUCUUCAGACACGCUGCAGUCCUGAAAAAAAGGGAGAGCUUCUAAAUUUUUGCUUCUGCUCUGAUAAGAUAGAAAUAGAUAAGAGAAGAAAAUUUGCCAUGGCUAUUUUGGAAUCUGGCUGCAUUGAUACAUCAAAGAUUAAUCUUUGUGAUGUUUUAAAGUAUCCAAAAUUUCUCCUUCUUUCUGAUGUAUCAUUUCUUGAGAAGCUAGUCAGCGCAGGUGUUUCUUUCGAUUCAAGUCUUCUACACGAAGCUGUUAAGUUAAUUGUUGAUAGAAUUGAAAGCUACACAAUUGAGCCCGAGCGGGUUGAACUAAUAUGUAUUUUACUAGAAAAUGGAGCAGAUGUCAUUGGCUUAGAAGCUGCUUACAGUGGUAGCGGUGGGACAGUUGUUCAUGCUGCUACAGAGCUGGCUCUUCAAGCAAAGUCUCUUCACAUUUUGAAGCUGGUUUGUGGUAAAACAGAUGUUUCUAAGUGUCUUUAUGAUGAUAAGAAGAUGACUCCUUUACAUGUUGUUAUGAAGGAAACUGAAUGUGAUGAAGUUAGCAUUGAAAUAUGCCGCUUUCUUUGCAAUGAAAAAAAGAUAGAUCCCUGUAUUAAGGACUGUGAUGGCCUCAGUGCAGAAGACUAUUGCGAUGAUAAGAAUGAUAAGCGUUUAAUGAUUCUCAGGAAAGCAAGCUCUUUACAUUCCUAUCCUCAUACUGUGGGGAAAAAAGUAAAAAAUCAAAAGAUGUCCCUAAAAGCUAUUCCUGAAAGUGAAGGUCUAGAUCAAAAAGAAGCACUUGAUAAAACAGACCAAUUUAAUGAUUCUAUUGCCCUUAACCCCGUCAAGAAAAUUAGUCCAAGCAGCUCCCUUGACACCAGAUCUACUUAUAAGCGAAGUUCCCAUCAAGCUGACAAAUCAAAACGCACCCCUCUGCAUGUUGAAACUAUGACCUAUAAGAAAAUGGAACGGCUUUUAGUAAAUGCAUUGGAUGAAGACUCAAGUUAUUUUGCAUCUAAAAGACCAGUCAAUCCGACUAGUCAUCCUACAAAUGAAAACCAUGAUGUCAAUGACAUCAUAGAUGAGAGUGAAGGUGAUGCUGAAGAACUUAAGAUUUUAAAUGAAGAAGCAAAGUAUGAGGUAUUUUGUUCUCCACGUGUCAAGAAAUUUUUUGAAACUGCUCAACCUAAGUUAGUUGAGCGUGUGUUAUGUACCAUUAAAAAGCUUGCUUGUGGUCAGGCUAAAGCCAGACUUAACAAAAAGGCGCAUUCAAAAGUUCAAACAAUGUAUCAAGGAAAUGUUGAUUCAGCAAAAAGAGUACUUUGGUAUAAAACAGUUUUAUAUUGUCCUUCAAGACACAGCCAUUGUAAAGUACUGGUGAUUGUAGAUGUAAUAAUAGAUCACAAAAAAUUAGACAAGGCAGUGAAAAAUGCAGAGAAUUGGAUCAAGCGUGGUAGAGAAGAAGGUGGGGUGUAUACAGUUGACCUCAUUUCUGAAGGCAAACCAUCAUGUUACAAACCGGUCAGUGUGCCUAGUGAAACAUCAAAGGAGGUCUUAUUUAUGAUGAAAGAUGAAUAUGGAGCAGUACCAAUUUAUUCUUUACCUGAGUAUGUUCUAAAAAUGAUAAGAAACAGCCCAUCAGUUAGUAGAUUGGGCUUGCCUCUAAAGUUGUCAUAUCAAGAGCAUUGCAUUGUUGAUAUGGAUCCUGAUGAGACUGCUAUUGCUAACAUGUCUUACCAGGAGAGUACUAUUUUAGUUGUUGGGCGUUCUGGGACAGGCAAAACAACCUGUUGCCUUUCACGUAUGUGGGAAGAGUUUCGUCAUUACUGGGAAAUACUUAACGACACUGAUGAACCAAUCAUUCCUCGCUUAACUCAUUGGAGACAAAAUAGCAAGAUUGAAGAACCUUCUGAAUCAAAUGAUGAACUUUUAGCCAGCUGCAUGUCUAAAACAGAAGAACAAGCAGUUCCUGGCGAAGACAAAUGUGAUCACUUACAUCAAGUGUUUGUAACCAAGAGUCCUUAUCUUUGUCAAGAAGUCAAGCAUAGGUUUUAUGACUUGGUUUCCAGUCACCAUUUAUUGCACAAGAAGCAUUUAGGAUUAGAGCAUGCAGCAUUGCCAACCUCGUUUAAUGAUCUACAACAUUUCCCCCUUUUUAUUACUUCAAGGCGUUUGCUAAUGUUGAUGGAUAGUACUCUUAGCAACGAUUCUUAUUUUAGAUGGAACAACGGAGAGCUUCGUGACAUAAUUGCAAAUUCAGAGCAAUUGUUCAAUGAAGAAAAUAUCGGCUCAUUGGAUGAUGUAGUUGAGUUCGAGUCUGAUUCUGAAGAUGAAAAUGAAAAUGAAUUACAUAGAGAUAUUGUCACUGAUGGCUGUAAAUCUGGUAGAACAAUGAUAGAAGUUACUGCAUCGUUAUUUCAAAAUCAAAUUUGGGACAAGAUAGCAUCUCAUAAAAUUUUGAAAACAAUGAAAAUUGACCCGAUUUUAGUUUGGCAAGAAAUUAAAUCCUUUAUCAAGGGAUCAAUUCUCUCUCUUACAUCUGUGAAUGGCUAUCUCUCAAAAGAAGAAUACUUCAAAAUCGGCAAAAGUAAGGCACCAAAUUUUACACAAAACAGAGAAGUUAUAUACACAUUGUUUCAAGAAUACCAAAAAUAUUGCAAAUACCCAAUGGAAAAGGGACAGGAGUAUUUUGAUGAAUGCGAUUUACUUCACCAUCUUUACAAGCAUCGCUCAAAGUUUUCAUGUAUUAUUCACAAUUUUUAUAUUGAUGAAGUUCAAGAUUUCACUGAAGCUGAGCUUUAUUUGCUUCUUAGUUUAUCUCACUGUCCCAAUGGGAACUUUCUGUGUGGUGAUUCAGCCCAGAGUAUAAUGAGGGGAGUAUCAUUCAGAUUUACUGAUGUUCGUUCUCUGUUUUAUGAAUUAAAAUGUUUGAAAAUUUAUCAAGGUAAAGUUGUUGUCCCUGAUGAACUACACUACUUGACUGUUAAUUACAGGGCACAUGCUGGAAUAGUAAAUAUUGCAAAUAGUGUAAUUGAGUUACUGGGUCGGUUUUUUAAAGAUUCAUUUGAUGCUAUACCAAAAAGUAUUGAAAAUAUCACAUAUUCUGAUGUGAUGCCUACUCGUAAACCAUUACUUCUCUGUCAUGACAGAAGUCCUGAAGAUAUGUUAGCUAGGAAUCAAUUUGCAAUGGAUGAAGUGCGUGAGAUUGAUUUUGGAGCUCAUCAAGCUGUCAUUAUUCCAUCAAAAGAGACUGUAAUUCCAGAAUCACUUAAGAAUUCUCUUGUAUUUACAGUUCUUGAAGCAAAAGGGCUUGAAUUUAAUGAUAUUUUACUUUUUAAUUUUUUUUCUAACUCACAAGUUAGCAUAAAAAGCUGGGAACUUGUGAGUGCCUAUACUUGUUUAGAAGUUGAAAAAUCUAAAAAGAAAAUAGCCACAAAAUAUAUUCCUGUUUUAAAAAAUUUUGUUGAAUCUGAGCACAAGGCUCUUAAUGCUGAACUAAAAUGUUUGUAUACAGCACUCACUCGUGCGAAAAGAAAUUUAUGGAUCUAUGACAACUUUGAUAAUGAGAGUGAAAGUCAACAUCCAAUGUAUGAAUUUUUCGUUAAAAAAGGCCUAAUAAAAGAAUUCAAUGAAUCUGUCAUUGACUUUACAACUGAAGAGAGCACAGCAGAAGAAUGGAAGGCAGCUGGAGAUUUUUUCAUGUCAAGGCAAUUGUGGGAACAGGCUCAAACUUCUUACUUGAGAGCUCAAGAUGCAAGUCGUUUAUACCAAGUUCAUGCUUUUAUGGAAGCCAAAAAAUGUAAAUUCUUGAAUGCAGCAGGAUACUUUUUAAAAGCUGGCAGCAUUCUUAAUGACAGAAAAGUGCUCAUUAGAGCUGCAAAGUGCUUUAAAGCAGCAACUUUUAAAAUUUCCAAGGAUGAAAAAAUACAUUGCUAUGAUGAAAUUGCUCAAUUUUUAGAAAAACUUGGAAAAAUAAAGCUAGCUGGCGAGUUUUAUAUAUUAGCUGAAGAAUAUGACGAUUUUAUUAGAUUAUGUGAAGAAAGAAGAAGAUGGAACAGGGUUAUAUCGCAACUUUUAGCUUCUAAACAGAAUAUCAGAGCACUAAAAAAAGCUAUAGAAUAUGGAGUUAAAGUUACUAUUGAAGAUUUUGAAGUUAGAAAUUUGGCCCAUAAAUGUGUAAGAUAUUUCAUGAAAAAUGAAAGCGAAUCAUUUGUUAAAGAAGUGAUAACUAAUGAGUUAAAAGACAAAAAUUUAGUAGCUAAGUAUCUGGCAGUAUACAAGUUUCAUGAUGAUGUCUUAGAUUUUUACAUUUUAUCUGAUGAAUACAGCAAAGUUUUAGAAUAUUCUUGGAAACAUGGUCUUUAUGACCGAGGUUUAGAAAUUGCAGAAAUUAUGGACCAAGACCAAGAAAUAAAAUUUUUACUUUGUCGUGCAUAUGCCAAACUAGCUGGUGAAGGUGAUGUGAAAAAAACUGUAGAAUCAUUGGAGCGUGCAAUGACUAAAUUUUGUAAUAAAAAUUUUGAUGCUCAAGUAUUGAUGCUAAAAGCUAAAUUUUGUUGUGAUAUAUCAGCAUGCAAAAAGGCAAUUUGUAUGUUUGAAGAGCUCCAAAAUGAAGGUGGAGUGAUAGAAGCUGUAAAUAUUCUUUAUUCCAUGCUUGAAAACCCGUCUGCUACUGAUGUGCUCAAAUUUUCUUUGAGAGCAACACGAUUGUCAAAAGUUUUCCAAACCAGAAAAAUAUCUCAGACUGAAUCUAAAUGGAUAUUGCUAUACUUCGAAUUAAACCAAAUGCAAUUGCUUCCAGAUAAUUCUGUUUUAGUUCCACCAUGUCAAGCCCAUUGGCUUCAACUACAAUUAAAUAGCACUUCUAUUUCAAGAGAAAACUUGAAUCAAAAAAUUCAGGAACAUUUUAAAAAGUGCUAUGAAAGUUGGCUAACAAAAAUUAGCGAGAAAGAUGCUGCUGAAUCACUCUCAUUUUUUAGAAAAAGCUCCAGCUCUGAAUACCCUUACAUAAUUGGUGAUAUUGAAUUGUGUGCGACUUUUCAUAACUUUUUUGAUUCCAAGAUACAGAUGCAUCUAUUAAAUAUCUUAUUGGCUCCCUUCACUCUUUUCAAUAUUUUUCAAAAUUCUGCCUGGCAACAACAUCAUUUGCAAUCUAUUCAAGCUAACACAGCUAUUCUUAACAUGUGCAAGGCUGAGUAUAAGAAAGUUUUGAAUAAACAAAUUUGCCAAAAUUUCAAUUCACUAGAUCAGUGCAUAAAAUUAUGGAGACUAAGUUUAAUCACCACUGGUAGUACAAUUGAACUUCGUGAUGAAUUAAAGAAUACCAAAACAGUAGAUAUCAAGUUUUGUAUUGAAGCUGAUUCUAGUCAUAUUUUUUGCUCGUGGAUUGAUUUUCCCUUUUCCAUGACAGAAUUUUUAAGCAGCACCAAUAAUGAGCUACUUCAAAAAAUAAUUCAUUCACCCGAAACUUUAGCAUCUAUAUCAUGUGAAAACCUUCUUUAUAUUUUAAUAGUUCAGAGCAUCUCUUCAAUAUUUUUUAUUUCAAUGUAUGAACAUGAUAAAACAUUCUUUGUGCCUCAAAUUUUUAGCUUCGUUAUAAACAACUUUAAUAUUCUAGUUUCUCCAGAGUUUUCUAUAAUAGAGUCAUGUAGCAAGGAAAGUGAAAUAUAUAGACUUAAGUACCGAGAUGCUUUAUCGCUCCUACAAAAUAUACUCAUACUGCUUCAAAAUAAUUGUGCCUCCUGUUUUCUUAGUCAUGAAAAUCAUCAAGUUAUGAUAUGCUAUUUCAUUUUAAUUCUGACACUGUAUACCAAUAUACUUAUUGCUGAAUCCAAGCCAGAUGGUUUUUAUUAUAAGAACUGCACCCUCUUAGCAACAGAAUUACAACCAUCUGCAUCAGAAGUUGUACCAUUCUUUGCAAAAAAAAUUUACAAUAAAAUAAUUGCUGUUUCGUGUUUUAAAGAUAUUUUUAAUGUUUUCGAUGAACUGCUAAGUGAAGCUCAAAAUAAGACAAUGAAUCAAAUUUGGUUUGAUGGCAAGAAAAUUGAAUAUAACCGAAUUUUAUGUGGUGACAUAAUUGAAGCACUUAAGUAUUUUGAGCCAAUUUGCAAAAUUAAACAAGAUAAUAUUUCUAGUAAUGGUGAUCAUAAAUUGGAAGACACUGCCAAGCAAGUACCGGUAUUCAAGAUCCUAGUUAUACGAAAAUCAGAUCACAAGCAUCAGGCUAUGAAAACAUUUAUCAAAAAGCUAAAAGAGCAUAUGAUUAUUAAUGAUUUUUGCAAAGUUUGUGACCGCAAAAUAAACUUUGAGCCAAAAAAAGAAAAAUAUAGGGAGUUGGAACAAAAUAGUACAUCAUACGAUCAACAUGUUAAAACAUUUCAACACAAACUGAUCAGGGGGCAAAAUGAAGAAUUUAGAGAGAGGAGAGAAUUACUGGAAGAAAAAGUGAAGCUUGCCUUUAAAAGCAUAAAGCAGUUGCUUCAUUCACCUUAUUUACUACCAGAUGAUGAUAUUACUUUAAUAAAAUUUCAUGAUCAGUUAUCAAGCAUAUUUCACCAAGCUAAUGAGUUUGAUCACAUAUAUAGUAGACCUAAAACUACCUAUCUCGAUUUAGAAAAAAUGGAAUCUGAUUACAAAAGUAGAUCUCGUCAUCAUACAUCAGAAUAUAAAGAACUGUUUGAGGAGUUAAAGAAAAUUCAACAAGGUCUACAAAUGGUUUCAAAAAAUAUUCAAAUUGCCUCUCAGUUGCAGAAACAUGAAAGUGAUAGUUCCAGGCUCCGAGAACCUAUUGAAGCUAAUGCUGUUGUACUAGAUCUUUUAGGUAGAAAAAUGAAGUAGAAAUAACUUAUUAGUUAAGCUAUUAUCCUUAAUAUUGUGCUAGAUCCAUGCUGCUAUAGUAUUAUACAUAAUUUUUGUUUGUGCCGCUAUUGAGUGUAUGUGACUAAAAAAGAGAACCUUUAGCUCUAGAUAGACUAGAUAGUACAUUAUAACUGAACUCAUUGACUUAAGAUUUAAUGUCAUGUUAUAAAUUAAAAGUGAAUAUUUAUAGUGAGUUCGGUUUUGUGGCUAUGAAUGUUCCUAAAUCCA
Messenger RNA from Amphimedon queenslandica, 8820 nucleotides. RefSeq lists its product as uncharacterized. The record is from RefSeq and is a predicted model, not a curated record. The transcript has 7 exons. Lineage: Eukaryota; Metazoa; Porifera; Demospongiae; Haplosclerida; Niphatidae. The coding region runs from base 1 to 8571 and encodes 2856 amino acids.